Molecule: messenger RNA, 1516 nt
Organism: Drosophila obscura
Lineage: Eukaryota; Metazoa; Arthropoda; Insecta; Diptera; Drosophilidae
Exons: 2
Coding region: 473-1315 (280 amino acids)
Biological process (GO): DNA integration
Molecular function (GO): nucleic acid binding
Source: RefSeq, a predicted model, not a curated record
GGUAUCGCAGCACCACAGCUCAUGGAAAUGCAGACGCACUCUCACGUCUUCCUAUCAGCUCGGAUGAAAAGUUCGACACAGAAGAGGCAUGCUACAAUGUCGUCGAGAUGUCAUGUCCAAUAAAUGCCGACAUAAUCUUGCAACAUCUUCAAAACGACCGUACUCUAAAAAAGGUCUAUCAAUUCGUAUCUACUGGUUGGCCAGAACAACAGCAGGAUCUCGAAAUGUUGCCAUAUUAUAAUCGUAGAUUCGCCCUGACGAUUAACAACAAGCUACUAUGUCUCCAUUCUGACGUAAAUAGAAUCAUCAUUCCUCAAACACUACGGAAUAAGAUUGUAAAUAUCCUCCACGAGGGUCAUUGGGGAAUAGUACGCAUGAAACAACUGGCACGACAACACGUGUGGUGGCCAGGUAUCGACGAUGAUAUCGCAACAAUUGCAAAGGAUUGUAGCGUUUGCAAGAUAGGCUACAAAUGACAGCGACAACAACAGAAAACACUAUAGCCGCACUUACAGCCAUUUUUGCCAUUGAGGGUUAUCCUAAAACUUUAGUCAGUGAUAACGGGCCUCAACUUACAUCCGACUCGUUUAAUCAGUUCUGUCAGCUACAUGGAAUAAGCCACAUCACAACCGCCCCAUUUCAUCCAGCAUCAAAUGGACUUGCUGAGCGCUUCGUCCAAACAUUCAAAACGUCCGUCAGCAAAAAUAUAAAGGAUGGAUAUCGAGUCAACACAGCCGUAACAAAGUACCUCAGCACGUAUCGUUUCACACCUAACUCUGAAGGAAAAACACCUGUAGAACUUCUUCAUGGUCGUCCGGUUCGAACGAUCUUAAGUCAACUCUUCGAGAAGAGAUCUGAAAGCAAGCAGACGCAGCAAACAAAGUAUUCUCCUAAUCAGAAAGUUUUUGCCAGAAACUAUGCAAGGGGAGAAAAGUGGAUAAAAGCUAUCAUCGAUCGGCCUAUAGGUCGUAUGUUAUUUAUCCUUCGUUCAUCCACAGGUUUCAUCAAGCGCCACAUAAACCAGAUAAAGCCAAGAUCUGACCCUGAUAACUGCAGCUCCAGCUACAACGAGGACAACAAUAAGUUUUGGUGGGCUCCUGAAGUCUCAAGUUCGCCCGCAACUCCGACGACACUAACCCAAGAAGAAGAACCGUCAUCCGAUCCAGUACAGAAUUCUCAAUCUAUUGCUGGCUCCAACGAAGUGCCUGCAGCAUCUACACAAAACGUUCUACAACAACCCCAACAACGACGUUCGGGUAUCCCCAUCCGUAGCAGCACUCGCCAACGCAGAGUCCCCAGCCGCUACUCACCUUAGCCUUAGAGGAAACGUAAAAAUCAUUAACAAACCGUAAUUUAAGGGGAGAGAUGUGUUAUAUGUUAGCAACAUAAGUAUUAUUUCACCAUCCAUUGAAAUGUAUUCACAUACACACUAACACUACCUCACCCGAAUGUAUGUAUGCUCAGAGAGCGCUUGAGAGAGUAAUAAAGUCAGUUCGAUUUUAGUUCUCACCCUGAA